Phytophthora sojae is the source of this 2493-nucleotide messenger RNA. RefSeq lists its product as hypothetical. Gene Ontology annotation, biological process: regulation of DNA-templated transcription. Bases 1 to 2493 code for a protein of 830 amino acids. Lineage: Eukaryota; Oomycota; Peronosporomycetes; Peronosporales; Peronosporaceae. The transcript is spliced from 3 exons. The record is from RefSeq and is a predicted model, not a curated record. Gene Ontology annotation, molecular function: DNA-binding transcription factor activity.
AUGUCCAAGGCGCCCAAGGCCAAGAAGGCCGCGCUCCACUACCAGCCGUACCAGGCGCUCGGCCAGGCUGGAGAUGUCGAUGAGGCGUCCAUGGACCUCAACAUGUCGGACCUGCCGCUGCACCUCGACCCCGUGCUCUCAGGCCUGUCGUCCAGCAUGAGCCGCAACCUGUGGGACGACUGGAACGAGAACGACGCCAACUUCGGCAUGAAGUUCGACAUGUUCGCGGAUGAGGUCAGCACGGCCAGCACCGCCAGCUCCACGGCCAGUCCCAACCCGGGCAUGCACGUGCCGCACGGGGAAGUGGCCAAUAGCGGCUUCGGCCACAUGUCGCCCUCGCCCUACGAGCAGCAGCAGAACGCGUCGCCCAACGCGAUGCACGCAGGAGUAGGAGGGACCCCCACCCUCGAAGAACAGUACAAGCCGCGCGCGAACGUCCAGCGGUCGCUCAGCGAGGACAUCGUCAACAUGCUGGACGAUAGCAACGAGACCUCGUACCCCAAGCAGAUGGAGACAGAUCCGCAGCGCCGCGACGUGGCCAUGCAGCAGAACAUGAUGUACAACCCUGCGGCGGGGCAGAGUUUCCAGCAGCAGCAGCAGCAGCAGCAGCAGCAGGAGAUGCACUCGAACCACAUGCACCAGUUCCAGCAGCAACAAAUGCAACUGCAGAUUCAGCAGCAACAGCAGCAGCUACAGCAGCAAUACCAGCAAGCCCCGCAGCAGCAGCAACCGUUUCAGCAACCUACUGGCCAUAAUACUUCUAGCUGGAUGAGCAGCUUCGGUGGUGGAAUUCAGAGCGCCGCGACCACGACCACGACAGCCCCCGCCAAACCCGGUGUCAAUCCGACUACUCACCGUCGUCCGUCAAACCCAUCGGCAUUGGAGAUUGCCGUUACCGAAGGAACAGCUUCAUUGGUUGCCAAGUGCCCCGCAUCACAUGCUCCAGCUACGCCAGCGGUGUCCACCCCGCUUGCGCCUUCUUCUACUCCGCAGCAAACUACUGCUUCAAAGGGGAAAGCUGCAGGGGCUCAAGCCGGUGUAUCUUCCGCUGCUACCAAGUCCAACAGCACGCCGGGUGCAGACUCGAGCAAUACCAAUGGUGCAAGUAUGAACGAUCCGGGGCAGCAAGCCAACGCGUUUGGUGGGAUGAUGAUGAAUCCGUUCAUGAUGUACUCGAUUAUGGGUCCGCAAGGGAUGAACAUGAUGGGGAUGCCGAUGGCGAUGCCUAUGGGAAUGAACAUGAACGGAAUGACUGGAGUGAACGAUGUGAAUGGCUCUAGUGGCACGAAUGAGGCAGGCAGUGGCAACAACAUGAACGGAAUGAACGGCAUGAACGCGAUGGCUGGUAUGAAUGGGAUGCAGCUUCCGAUGCAACUCCAGUUGCAGCUGCAGUUGCAGAUGCAAAUGCAAAUGGCUCAAAUGGCGCAGAUGAACGGAAUGGGAGGGAUAAAUGGGAUGCAGAUGCCCAUGGGACUUCCUGGCAUGUCCAUGGGUAUGAACAUGCCAAUGCCCCUGAACAUGAAUAUGCAGCAGCAGCAGCAGGUUAACCCUCAGAGCGGACUAGCAGGCGACGUUGAAAUGACCCCCGCAGCGGCGGCGACAGCUUUCUCCAUGGCGAUGCCUACCACAGGUGGCGCAAUGCUGAAGCCUGCCAGGCCACUGCAACCCAAGGGUGCACCGCGUACAGGCCCCGCGUUUGUGAAUAUCGCACGAAAGCCCGAGGAGCCUGAAGUGAGCAGCAUUCUGAAGUCGCUCAUGGACGAGGAGGCCAAGAAGAAGGAGAAGAAACUGGAGCGCAAUCGUGACUCGGCACGUGAAAGCCGCAGGAAGCAGCAGACGUACGUGGAAACACUUGAGAACGGUAUCAAGCGUCUGCAGAUCAACCGCGACCUCGUCCGCUCCUACCGAUGGGGCGUCAGCGGGCCAGGCUUUGGUCCUCUUCCCUGCCCGAACUCGCCGCAGAUGUUUGACUGGAAGAAUCGUCUUGAAGUCGUCACUGGUCGUACUGAGGCGUUUUCGAGUAUCCAGAACCCCGCUAACUUCCAGUCCCUGAUGCGGCUCAACCGACAGCGUCGCACGCUGGCAAUGCAGCAGCUUGAACGCGAACGCGCUGUGUGGAAGUGCUUCGUCUUCGUGGGUCGGCAACUCGCCGCUAUGCGCACGCGGGUGCUGCAGGUGCAGAUGCUGCGUACGUUCUCGGAGAACCCGUUGGCGAUGGAGCUGGAUGCAGUGCUGAACCUGACGGCCGACCAGAAGCUGCAGCUGCAGUGCCACGCCCAGCAAACGUUCAACGAAGAGGUGGUGGAGCUGACGAAGCUGUUCAAGGUCUUCUUUGCGUUGCGCAACGAGGCCCUUCGACUGAAUAUCAUGUCACCUUCGCUGGAGCGUCACUUCCGUGAUGCCUGCUCAUUCGACCAGCUGCAAAAGCUGCUGCAGUGGACGGAGACUCACCGCACCGUCAUCGAGACGGAUCUCUGCUUAGACGAAGUGUAG